CUCACCGAUGCGAUGGAGGGGAUGUGUACAUGCAAGUGAUUAAUGCCAGCCAAUCAUAUCAAAGCAGAAACUGAUCCGUACCGCAGUGUUAAAUGUCAACUGCAGGAUGGCGCCAGAAUCGAAAAGCUUUGUUUACGUCCAAAGGUUCCCGUAAUCGUUUUUGUUUCCGCAGUUUGAUUGUGGUUUUUGAGGUAUUUGCUUUAACUGUGUCUGCGCGAUUAAGAUCAUUAUAAAACCGCAACGAGGGUGUGAUGGAGAACAGAAGAGCAAGACUUUACGGAAAGACGUUAUCAACUAUAUCAGAAAAAAUAUUUCCUGGUUUGUCUACAUGUUCCGCCCAAACAUUAAACAGCCUGGAGGGAGUAGGAACAGAAGCACUUUCCAGCCUUCCUCUACAGAUGGCGUUGUACUUCAGUGUGAUCUUCUUCCCAGUUUGGCUUUCUUCUAUGACAGUUAUGUUUCAUUUCAAGUAUGGGUGCCUUACUGUUUUAUAUCGGUUCCUCGUUUCUACAGUUCUUCUGACAGCGGCGGUUAAUGAAUGUCUUAGACUGUACCUUGGGUACAUUGGUAACCUAUCAGACAAGGUACCUGAACUGGCUGGAUUCUGGUUGCUGUCACUGGUUCCACAGCUUCCUCUCCAGCUGUUUUUGUUGCUUAAUCAGAACAUUAUGCUACAACCACUGGAGCAAAUAGUCCAGUCAUUUUCUGUACUUUUAUUAAUUAUUCAGUUACUGACUGGCUUUUUUGCACUACGCCAUUCUUCAAAGAUCCAUGCUGAGCAGUCUCGUUUGCGUGUACUACUUUCUACACAGCAGAAGGAUGAUUAAUAAAGAAUUACUCUUACUCAACAUUACAGAAGGACUCAUUAUUUCACAGAUGUAUUCACAGGGCUGCCCCAAGUUCUGGAAAUCAGGGAAUUUCAAAAGUGUCAGGGAAAUUUGGAAAAAAAAAAAAAAAAAACUGGAAAAAUCUCGUUUUUCUCUCAGUAGAGGAAAUGGUUUGUUCACUGAUUUGUCAUACAUCAUCGCUGGCUGGGCACGGUUAAGUACGUGGGCCGCUUCCCCACUCCUUCAUUAUUCCUGCUUCUCCCCUUUCUGCCACUCCCCUCAGCUUGCAGUCAGUGCUGCUGAUGAGAGGCAGGGAGAUGUGAGGAGUGGUUUGUUUGGAGCUGAUUCUGAGACUAUUGACACAGCGGCUGGAGACAGCAGUCAUGCAUUAGUUGUGUAUGAAUGAUUAUGUGAAUAUGUGUGUGUGUGUGUGUGUGUGUGUGUGUGUGUGUGUGUGUGUGUGUGUGUGUGCUCUUGUUUUGUGACAAAGGCUAUGGCCAAAAAUUUAAUUGUGAGAGUGUGAUUGUCUUCUAUAUGUGCCUGUCAGUGGCUGAGCAAUCAUAUGAAAAAUUCAGUGGAGAGAAGUCCCAAGACACCUACAAUAUCGUUACAGGUGAUGAAACGUGGGUCUAACAUUAUGACCCUGAAACGAAGAGACAGUCUUCUGUGUGGUGCUUUCCAGGGGAGGAACCACCCACAAAAGUUCGACGAAGUCGGAGCUCUGGAAAAAAGAUGGUGGCAACUUUUUUCACAAAGAUCGGGCAUCUCACCUCUGUGACCUUGGACAUGCGUCGUACAGUCAAUGCUGAAUGGUAUGUGAAUGAUUGUCUUCCAAAAGUCAUCGCCACAUGGAAGUCACAGCAUCUAAAGUCUAAGAGUGGGCACCUUCUGCUGCAUCACGACAAUGCAUCUGCACACAGGGGUGCCAGAACAAUGGACUUUCUGGCGAAGGAAAAAGUGCGAGUGUUACCCCAUCCCCCCUAUUCACCUGACCUGACCCCCUGUGACUUCUUUCUGUUCUCUAAGACUAAGGAAAAAAUUCGAGGGCAGCGGUUUUCAUCAAAUGAAGAGGCCAUAGCAGCGUACGAGAGUGCACUAAGUGACAUCCCAAAAGAAGCUUGGACUGACACAUUUUCUAAGUGGUUUCAGAGAAUGGAAAAAUGUAUACAUGCUAAUGGAGAGUAUUUUGAAAAGUUGUAAACAUUUUUUUGCAAAUAAA
Molecule: messenger RNA, 2046 nt
Organism: Schistocerca serialis cubense
Lineage: Eukaryota; Metazoa; Arthropoda; Insecta; Orthoptera; Acrididae
Product: transmembrane protein 17-like
Exons: 4
Coding region: 252-827 (191 amino acids)
Biological process (GO): non-motile cilium assembly
Cellular component (GO): ciliary transition zone
Source: RefSeq, a predicted model, not a curated record